Didymosphaeria variabile is the source of this 1140-nucleotide messenger RNA. RefSeq lists its product as uncharacterized. NCBI's taxonomy places the organism in Eukaryota, Fungi, Ascomycota, Dothideomycetes, Pleosporales, Didymosphaeriaceae. The transcript is spliced from 2 exons. The record is from RefSeq and is a predicted model, not a curated record. Bases 1 to 1140 code for a protein of 379 amino acids.
AUGACAUCAACACACGACAAAAUCCGCCAGGCAGCAUCGCGCAACACCGAGCUUCUCGCCGGUCUUCACGAAACAGAUUCUGCGCCUUCACAGCUGUACCAGCAGAUACAGUACAUCAACGACCUCACUUCGCAACUCAAAACUACCGAAAAACAGGUGACGCGCCUGAAGGACAAAACCGCUCUCGAGCUCAAAGACCACAAGAAAUACAACGAAUCCACCUUCCGACGCUUCGCGCACCGCGCAUCCGGCCGCACAGACCGCUUCAACGAGAAGGCCGCGAAAGAAGAGAAGGAGUACUUCGAAGCCAUACAAGCGCAGAAGACCGCCGAGGACGAACUAUCCUACGUGCGGCAACUGAUUUCCGAAGCAGAGAGUAAGAAAGCCCAGUAUGAGCGCGAUGCCGCCCGCCAUGAUGACUUACAACGCGAGCUCGACGCCUUGUACAAUUCCAUCUUCGCAGGCUACACGCCCGAGUUCCCCGAGGAAGAUGAAAAGGAGCGCGCGUGCGACGAGGCGAACACACGACUGCAAAACCUCAGCCAGACCCUCGAGAAAGAACGCCAUGUUCUGGAGCUCAUCAAGAAAGCAUGCGGCCGCCUUCUCGACGCGAAACGGCUGCUCAUGAGUGCACACGACAUGAGUACCAUGGACCUUUGGGGCGGUAGUGGGUUCGCUUCCAUGGCCAAGAGGAAUGCGCUUGAGCAGGCGGACAGCUGUAUGCAGCAGGUGCGCAUGUUAUCGCAACAGAUUCAGCAGAUCGAGCCGGGAAGGGAGGUCAGGGCGCUGGGGGCCGUGGAUGUGCAUAUCGGGAACAUCUGGAGUGACGUUGUGUUUGACAAUAUCUUCACGGAUAUGGAGAUGCACCAGCGCAUCCAACAAGCAGAAGCGCAGCUUGACCGCGCGCUGGGGAAAGGCGCGCAGCUAAUGAAAGAGCAGCAGGCGAGAGAGAAAGCACUCCUUGCAGACGUGAACUAUGCGAGCGGUGAGCUACGCGAAAGGAGGGUUGAGCUGCAGUGGAGUCGGGAGGAGGCGUUUCGCAGGGUGACGGGUGGGGAGGAGGUUGGGGAGCGGGUCAUGCCGAGCUUGAAUGUGGGUGGUGAGGACGAGGCGCCGCCUGCGUACUCGAGAGAGGCUUGA